AUGGCCGACGUGGAGCGGCCAACCCGGAGACGGGGGAAGAUGGGAGGUGCGGCGCGUGCGCUAGCGCUGGGCCUGACGAUAGGAGGCUGGGCAUCAAGUCAGGGGUUGGCUGCUGCGGCGAGCCACUUGCCAGCGGCAGCGGCGGCGGCGGCGGGGUCGCAGGAAUGCGGGUUUAUCGUGACCAUGUGGGGGGAGUCGGCUGCCUGCGAGCAGCAGCUUGACGGUGCAGCAGUUGGGUGCGACAAGAAGUCGUUCUCGCGCCGGGCGGACCGUGUGCAGGCACUGGUGGGCAGCGUGCCUAAGGAAGCAGGGCUCGGCCCCGUCAGAGAGGCCGGAUCUUCGGAAUGGCGACAAGUGCUGAACUUCGGUUGCGUGGAUGGACGAGAUAAACUUGUCGUUUCGCUGUACGACAACCUUAUGCGCCCGCUGGCGACUUGCGAGGUCGGCACCGUGAAUCCUGUGUAUUGUGGAGAGUGA
This is a messenger RNA of Ectocarpus siliculosus, 477 nucleotides long. The record is from the annotation of a GenBank genome assembly. Lineage: Eukaryota; Phaeophyceae; Ectocarpales; Ectocarpaceae.